Messenger RNA from Physcomitrium patens, 2531 nucleotides. RefSeq lists its product as uncharacterized. Gene Ontology annotation, biological process: defense response to other organism. Gene Ontology annotation, cellular component: plasma membrane. NCBI's taxonomy places the organism in Eukaryota, Viridiplantae, Streptophyta, Bryopsida, Funariales, Funariaceae. The record is from RefSeq and is a predicted model, not a curated record.
CGACCUGGCCUGGUUUCGUGCAACAAGCAAUGCGGCGCAGCAUCAGUUAGUGUCAGCAAUUGAGUUAGAGAGCGAGAGAGAGUGAGAGAGAAAGCGAGAGCCAACCUGGAACCGCGUGUUUCGGUACUAAGUGCGAGAGAGGCUGAUCGCUGCAAGUCAUCAGGGUCUGGGUUUCGGUGUUGGUGUCCCUGGGGUUUGUUCGAUGGGGGGGUUGGGUUUUGUAGCAUGGUGGACUGGAAACCUCGAGUUUAGAGUGUCUGUGCUGCAUGUGUAACUCUGAGUGAGAGACACCAUCAGGGAGUUUUAAAGACGCCUGAUCUUGAGUAGUGCGAGCUUGUGGCGGUUGUGUGUCGGUUGGAGGAGUUUGAGAGAGAGCGGGGAAAAAGAGUGUUAAAAAAAGGAAUGGUUGUGCUCAGCACGAUCAGGUGUUAUCGUUUAUUGGGUUCUGCUCUCUCUGUAGUUGGCUAUGCCCGUCUUUCGGUUUGGACUGAGUAGGUAUUUGGGUAGUGUGUUUUCUACGAGGUGUUGUACAAGGCUGCCCGCAACCUGCGUUGGCUCUUCUGUGUGUUGUUCAGUAAGGAAUGUAGUGCUUACGAGUUCAACUGGAGAGGUAGUCGGACUUGAGGAGUGCCUUUGAUUAGAAGUAAUCGCCAUGAAAUCAAGGAUGCUGGCCAGUUCUGAUUCUUUUGAAUACGGCACUGACUUCCCAUCUCCUUUAUGUCUCGUGCGCCGCACUGUUCUCAUCCUGUGAACCAGCUUGAACCUUAGAGGUGUUCCUGACGCCUUCCCUGCUUCCUCAGAGAUUUGGAACUAGUUAACAACUACAAACGGCCGAAUUUCACGUUAGUGCAGCGUGUCCAGUACCCAUCACAAAUGAGCCCCAAGAGCACCGUGUUUUGAAUAACGCAACUUCACUAUUAAUAUUAUUGUGGUUGGGAUCUCUGCAAUUAAUAACUUUGGUAGGGUAUAAACGUUUCCACUUGCGCGUGGCUUCGGACGGACAUUGUAGCUUUCGAAGCGGCUGUGGGUUAAGUGUACUUAGUUAGCUUUAAGGGGAGAGAGACUUUGCUAUCAUGUCGAGGUAUGGCAGAAUGCGGGCGUCAUUCGAUUCCGAUGCCAGUUUGGUGAACUCGCCACCCAUGUCUCCACCCAGACAUGGGCACCCUGUGUAUUUCGUGCAAUCUCCUUCUCGAGACUCCAUGCAGGACGUGGACUCGCUCUCGCAGAGUUUCUCGCGCGCCACACCGCGGGAAAGCCCCUUGGCGAGCCCCAUGCAUCACAAGCACUUCAAGAACGCUUCUACAGACUCUAUACCGUUCAGUGCACACAGUCUGAAGCCCGGCUCUCGCAGGGUGUUGCCGCAACCAAACUACGUCGCGGGGCCGAACGCUAAAAAGGGCUACCGACCGUGGGCACCUGGUACUAUUCUUGAAGAGGAGGAAGACAUUGAGGGAGAGAAGAAGAAGAAGCUCUCACGAUGUUGCUUGAUCUGGAUUGUCAUGUUUUUUACAAUCGUCAUGUUCUUCGCUGGUGCCUUGCUCUUCUGGCUAGUUACCAUGCCCAAGCAUCCCCACGUUACUGUGCAGAAUGUGGCUUUUUCGUACUUCGGUUUAGACGACGGCGUAGACUACUCAGGCGUCCCAACGAUGGUCGUCUCUCUUAAUUCCACUGCAACACUGCAGUUGUACAAUCCUUCUAGAUUCUUUGGCUACCACGUCAAAGCAUCUCCUGUUGGCCUCAAGUACCUCGAUCUAACCUUAGCCGGAGGCCAGCUUAAUUCAUUUUAUUUGGAGAAAGGGUCUACAAAGAGAGUGAUAGUAGCCAUCACAGUUGACAAGCAAUUCCUUCAUGGGGCUGGGCCGAGUUUUAAUGAAAGAUAUAGUACACCUGGUGGUGGUGUGGACAUGAAACUGGACGGCACAGUCUUCACACGAGCUUAUGUGAUGGGGCAGAUGCUUAAGAACAAAUUCAGUGACAACGUGGCAUGUACUUUUAAGUUCUCUGUCGGGGGGCCAACGCAAUGGAAAGUACAACAACUGGCUUGCUCGUAUGCGUCUUCAUAGCUUAUGAAGGUGGCUGCUGUUUUAGCUUCAGCACUUCAGCAACUGCGUUUCGUUUUAUCUUGGGCGUGUGUGUGUAAGCGAGGAAUAGGGGAGCUCAGAUAACAUUGUGUUCUUAAGCACUUUGACCACCCCUGGUGAGAGCUGGGAAGUGGUCGGAUCCUAUGAUUUGAUUCAUAACUGGGGGAUGAGUUUUUCAUAUUUGUAUUUAUAUGGAUGGAUUCUAGGGCGCUCUUCUCAUACCGCCCUAGGCACGAGGCAGUUUUGUCCCGACUUUCUAUCUUGUACUUCUAGCUUACAACAUGAAAUAAACUUCGGGGAAAGUGUAGAUGUUGAAAGCUUGAUCAUUAGUUACUAUUCACUCUGCAGUUUUUACUUGGAAAUGAAGAUUAACAAUGUAGCCAGAGAUAUGUGACAUUGUCUUGGUGAUUUCAUUUGAACUGUGACCAGACUAAAUCGUUACUUUCUUCA